AUAGCAAUUCUACUACAAACUAAGCAUAUAUAGUCUAGUAAGAAGUAUAAUAAUUAAAUAGAAUACUUGUUUGGAAUAUUUUAUGCUUAUAAUUUACAGAUAGUAUGUGUCUCACUUUUAGUUUAGACUAAGUAUACUUGUCCACUAAAAUAAACGACUUUCUGCCUUUUUGAGUCACUUGAAACAUUUUGAACUUUCUUUGUCAAUAAAGUUUUGUUCAAAUAGUUUUUUUUUUUUUUUUUUUACUCGUUCCUGGUAAAAUUUUCAAGAAAAACAAGUGGCUUUACUGGGGUUGAACAAAUGAAAACAAGUGUUAAAAAAAUGCUAGCUUGUGGACAGAAACGUCGUGGCAAAGACUACGUCACCCACAAUCCCACUUUCCCGGGCGUGACGUCAUGCGGAACCCGGACCCGGCGCAGCUCUGUCUGUCUGACAGUUGUCUGUGCCAAAAACAAAAGGCUGCUGUUUGAGACCUGAGCAUUAGUCCUCGCUAACAUUUUUAUUUUUUAUUUGCUUUUUUUGAGGGACUCCCCGUUGACAUGUAGCGCUAACAGUGAGGUCACCACUCAUACUUCAGCACUUAGUUCGGCAGUAGCCGGGUCGUGAUGACACCGCCGCCUCUGCUGUCUGUGGGAGGAAGAGGAAGAGGAAGGAGGUGAUGAUAGUGAUGAUGACAUGCAGUUAGCUGGACGCCCGCCUGGCUGACGGACGGACCGGACCAGACUGGAGCCCAGUCGGCGUGACACCGACACCAGCGCGGGAUCCGGGGACGGAGAGAGGCGAAGAUGCCGCGGAGGAAACAGUCCAACCCUCAGCCGGUCAAAUUGGAGUCUGAAGAUGGCGUGGUGGUGUGCGAGCCUGGCUGCCUGGUUCUGGAGAGCGACAUCCUGCUGAGCGGGGAGCUGGAGUUUGCCGACACCGACCUCAUCGGUCUGGACAGAGAGGCAGGAGUGACCGUCUUCUCUCUGAGUGUGGAGGACGACCCCACAGCACCAACAGACUCCGCCUUCCCAACCAUCCUGUCCUGUAAGGGGUGUGGUCAGCUGUUGGGGGACACGCCUCUGGCUGCUGGCUUGGAGCUCGGUGUGGGUCUGGCCCUGGGGGCGGAGCUUUACUGCCUCACCUGCGAAGAGGGUCUUCAGCACGCCGCCUCCGUCAACCCGUUCCAGGACCCCGACCUGCCCGACAUACCCUCAAGUCCGAGCCCACGCAAAAAGAGGAGGGGCAUCACCAAGGCGGCGGGCGACGCCCCCCAAAAGCUGUACUCCUGCUCGCUGUGCGCCUUCACCUCCCGCUACUCCAACCACCUCAAACGCCACAUGAGGAUCCACGACGGGCAGAAGCCCUACCGCUGCCCCGCCUGCCCCUACGCCUCCGCCCAGCUCGUCAACCUACAGCGCCACACCCGCACGCACACCGGCGAGAAGCCGUACCGCUGCGUGCAGUGCAGCUACGCCUGCAGCUCCCUCGGCAACCUGCGGAGGCACCAGCGCAUGCACCUGCAGGAGCGGCCGAAGAAGAAGGAGAAGCGGCAGGGGAAGAGGAGGAAGAGCAAAGGGGGAGCUGAGGAAGUGAUGUCAGACCUGACUCUGCGCGUCUCCCAGGACUAUCUGCAGACGCUGGGGAGCUUCAGCGCCGCCUCCGGCCCGCUCCCCGUCCUCCUCUUCCCCCUCUGCUGUCGCGUCUGCGGCCUCACUCUGGAGGAGGCCGACUUGGAGGGGGACAAAGGCGAAGGGGAGGCGGAGUCUGAUGGCGCACAGGUGUGCCGCCGCUGCUCCUUGGACCUGCUCCCCAAAGACGAGUCCCGGCGACGCGCUCGGAGGGCGUCCCGGCGGAGCGCCAAGCUGUACCGCUGCCCCCACUGCCCCUUCCUGUCGCACUACCCCAACCACCUGGCCCGCCACUCCCUCACGCACUCCUCGGAGAAGCCCCACCGCUGCCCCUGCUGCGCCUACAGCUCCUCGCACCUGGACAACCUGAAGCGCCACAUGCGCGUCCACACGGGCGAGAAGCCGUACCAGUGCCCGUCCUGCAGCUACGCCUGCGGGAACCUGGCCAACCUGCGGCGCCACGAGCGCAUCCACUCGGGCGCCAAGCCCUUCCACUGCAGCAUCUGCGGCUACUCGUGCAACCAGAGCAUGAACCUGAAGCGCCACAUGCUGCGCCACACGGGCGAGAAGCCGUACGCCUGCGCCGAGUGCGGCUACACCACGGGCCACUGGGACAACUACAAGCGGCACCAGAGGAAGCACGGGCACAACACGGACAGCUGGGACAAGCACGCCCCCGUGGACGGGCUGAGCUGGGGCAAGGGGGCGCCCGACGGCCAGAGUCAGGGACUGGAACGCACAUAGACGCCCCGCAGGCGUCUGCGCGGUGAUGAAAGAAUCUCAGGUGCCUUUGACGGACUUUACUGCUGCACUGACGCUACAGAGAGGCCUUCCUUCAUGAGUUUAAGACCUCGCCAUGGAUAAACUCAGCUAAAUACAGUUUAUUUUCUCAACAGAUGAUCAAUAUUUUUAAACUGGAUUCAAGGACAGGACAGAAGUGACACCUCUAGCCGACGAAGACGUCCCGAAUACUAGCUAAGCUUAACCACUAAGAUAUAUCAGCAAGCCGGAAAGAUAAAUGUUUUUACUUUUUGUAUUGCAACUUUUUGACGUGAAAAAACGGGAUUGAAAUUCUUUAAAUAUUGGUGACAGAUUAAGAAAACCAGCUUCAUGCUAUUGAGUGGCUACCUCAUGAUGUACCAGCCUUAAUAAAGCUAAAAUGUCUGUUGGA
Molecule: messenger RNA, 2781 nt
Organism: Oryzias melastigma (Indian medaka)
Lineage: Eukaryota; Metazoa; Chordata; Actinopteri; Beloniformes; Adrianichthyidae
Product: zinc finger protein 513
Exons: 7
Coding region: 786-2354 (522 amino acids)
Biological process (GO): regulation of transcription by RNA polymerase II
Molecular function (GO): RNA polymerase II cis-regulatory region sequence-specific DNA binding; DNA-binding transcription factor activity
Source: RefSeq, a predicted model, not a curated record